GGAUGGAUGGAGGCAGAGCCACACACACACACACUGAAACACAGACCAGGACCACACCGACCGGUCUGCCUCAAGAUGCUGGAAUAACGGCGAGAAACGAACAUCUUCUGCUUCUUAACUGUGACCAGCUCACUCACUUUCUCCAAAAUGUCUGGGAAAAUAGAAAGCAAACAAGAAUCCCAGCGUUCCCACUUGACAUCCUUUACAAUGAAACUAAAGGACAAAUUCCACUCUCCCAAAAUCAAGAGGACGCCGUCAAACAAAAAGUCCAAACCACCACCAGAACAACCUGUGAAGUCCCCAGAGAAGACUGUGACCAAGAGUCCGAGUCGAUUAGAGGAGCAUGAGAAAGAAGUGGUCAGCGCUUUGCGGUACUUCAAGACGAUAAUCGACAAGAUGGCAGUGGACAAGAAAGUUCUGGAAAUGCUUCCUGGAUCAGCCAGCAAAGUGCUGGAGGCUAUCAUGAGCUUGGUACAACUAGAUGGCAAGAUAUUGAGCAGUUCACGUGUGUCCUCCUGUCUGAAUCGGCUCUAUCAGAGUCUUGCAAACCUCAUACUCUGGUCAGACCAAGUGAUGCUGGAAGGGGUGAAUUUGGAAGAUAAAGAAACAAUAGCAACCGUCACCACUGUGAUCAAAGCAGUCUUAGAUGGUGUAAAGGAGCUUGUUAAAGUCACCAUCGAGAAGCAGGAACACCCCUCCCCCACGACGCCCAUCAAAACACUUCCCCCUGUCACCAGUCCACAGCGUGUUCCAGAGCCCCCUGUCAUUGAGACAAAGGAAAUCUUGAAUGAUGCCCCUGCCCUGCCUGAGACCAUAGAGACCCCAAAUAACAUCCCUGAUGAGGAGCUGGCCCCUCCUAAACCCCCUCUACCUGGACUCAAAGUGCCUGAACACUGUCCACCGGCUCUCCCCCCAAAGAAGCGUCAAUCAGCACCGUCUCCCACAAGGAUUGCCGUGGUUGUGCCGAUGAGUCGUACCACAAGUGGAUCAAGUCUUCCUAUUGGUAUCUGUCGACAGGAUUAUGAGGCAGAUGCAUUACAGAGGCGUUUUUCGGGGGGCAGUCACUCUUAUGGAGGGGAAUCACCACGACUCUCCCCCUGUGGGAGCAUCGGCAUACUGAGCAAAUCAGAUGAACAGCUGUCCUCACUGGAGCAGGACAGUGGACAGUGCUCUCGUAACACCAGUUGUGAGACUCUAGACACAGCAGAGACCUAUGACCCUGACUACGACUUCCUGCAUCAGGACCUGUCUAGCAUCGAUCAGAUCGCGCACACAGGGAGUUGUCUAAGCCCUCUCCCUGAGUCUCAUCACGAGUCAUCCCCCUUCCCUGUCCAGCUACAAUUAAUACCACCCGCUCUCCCGAAGAAGGAACGGCGUCCACCUCUGCCGCCAGUGGAACGGCUCUACUCUCAAUAUGACAACAUUCCAGAUGAGGACAUGCAGACCCCACCCUUCCCCCUCUUCGCAUCAAUGCCACCCUCGAACCCUGGAGUAUUUAUGGGAAACUUCAGCCCUGCUGAGAAUGCUCACAUACCCCUGAGCCCCCCGCCCCUGCCGGAAAAGAAGAGUCGACAUAUCCUGCAAUAUAUGCAGUUUAUGGAGGACUAUUCCGAGCCGCUGCCUUCCGUUUUCUACCAGACGCCUCAGAGCGAAAGCAUUUAUGAGCAGCGCAAUAGGAAACGCUUUCAGGAAGUGUACGGCCUCAAUGACUCCUUCAGCAGCAGCGAUGAGCCCCUCCCUCCACCGGCACUGCCACCCAAACAGAGACAGCUGGCAUCCUCACACUCUGCGUCUCCUUCCUCCUCCUCCUCUUCCUCUCUGUCGUGUCACCUGCAGCAGUGUGCUUCUGGGCCAGGCCCUGGUGAGACAGAUACUGCUCUCAGCUUGUCUGCAUCUUACUCCUCUCUCAGCCACCAGGGUUCCCUGCCUGCCCCUGCGAGCGAAAGUGCUAAUGAUGAAGGUGGGGAGGGUGAAUAUGUCAAUCUGUAUUCAUCCAACCAGGCCAGUGGAGAUCUGACUCUUUCCAAUGGAGACUCUUCUUGUGAACCUGAGGACUCACUACAGGACUCUGCAUCAGAACACAGCAAAGAUUUGGCCGACAGAGAAGGCUGGAAGCAAAAGUGUGCAGACUCAGAGCUCACCUCAGAGCAGGAGGAUGAGCUCUUGCUGAUAGACCAUGAAGAGAUCAUGUCUCACAUAACACUAAAGCAAGAGAAAGAUGAUGGCCCUGAUGUCCGAGCUGGGUCAGGAGACAUUUUAUUAGUUCAUGCCACAGAAACAGAUCGCAAAGAUCGAGUUUUAUACUGUGAAGCAUUUUUGACCACAUACAGAACGUUUCUAACCCCAGAGGACCUGAUUAAAAAGCUCCGCCAUAGGUAUACCAGGUUUUCUCACAGUUCUGACAACGUCAAACAGCGUGUUAGUAAAAACACAUUCUUUGUGCUGGUGCGGGUCGUGGAUGAGCUUUGUUUGGUGGAGCUCACUGAAGACAUCCUGAAGCAGCUCAUGGAUCUAGUGUUCAGUCUGUUGAUUGAUGGAGAGCUCACGCUGGCCCGAGUUCUGCGCAAGAAUAUUCUAGAUAAAGUUCAACAGAAGAAGUUGCUGCAGUACUCCAACUCCCUCAAAACGCUCGCUGCAAGAAGUGUUGCUGCAAGACCCGGCACUCUGCAUGACUUCCGCAGUCAUGAGAUUGCAGAUCAGCUUACUCUCCUCGAUGCAGAGCUGUUUUAUAAAAUAGAGAUCCCUGAGGUGUUACUCUGGGCAAAGGAACAAAACGAAGAAAAGAGCCCCAAUCUGACCCAGUUCACAGAGCACUUCAACAACAUGUCAUACUGGGUUCGGUCCUUAAUAAUCCAACAGGAGAAAGCCCAGGAUCGAGAAAAACUUCUUCUAAAGUUCAUCAAAGUUAUGAAGCACUUAAGAAAACUCAAUAACUUCAACUCCUACUUGGCAAUAUUAUCAGCGUUGGAUUCAGCACCAAUUAGAAGACUGGAAUGGCAAAAGCAAACUUCAGAGGGUUUGGAGGAGUAUUGCACUUUAAUUGACAGUUCCUCCUCAUUCCGGGCGUAUAGAGCAGCUUUAGCAGAUGUGGAGCCUCCAUGUAUACCGUACCUAGGUCUCAUCCUCCAGGACUUAACUUUUGUGCAUCUUGGGAAUCCUGACCUCAUUGAUGGAAAGAUAAACUUUUCCAAACGCUGGCAGCAGUUCAAUAUCCUGGACACAAUGAGGCGCUUCCAGCAAGUGCACUAUGAUCUCAAACACAAUGACGACAUUGUGUCCUUCUUCAAUGACUUCAGUGAUCAUCUAGCUGAGGAGGCAUUGUGGGAGCUCUCUUUGAAGAUCAAACCUCGUAACAUCACAAGACGAAAAACAGAACGAGAGGAAAAGACAUAGUUCGCCUAAGUGAACAAACUGCAUUUAAACCCCGUCCCCCAAUGAUGUGUCAAGACACAGCAAUUAAAAAAGUUACUGUAAUGGCAGCUACGAGACUGGAUACUGUAUUUCUGUUACAGUUGACCGAAACUUUUUUUUAAAUCAUGAUUAGAUUUUAUUUUGUAUUUGCACUGCAUCUUAACCUGUAUGUAAAUUUGGAGUGAAGCUGUGCCGAGCACAAAGAGUUUCGUCGGAUACAUGAGAUUGAGGUUUGAGAUUAUAACCUGGGAUUUAAGGUGAUUCCAGGACCAUCUCACCACCUGGAUGUUGGUAGUGCAAUCUGGAAACAACACGACUCCAAUUGCAAACUAAUACCACGAUGCCUCAUCAGGCACUGAGGAGGUUUUAGUUCCUUGAAGACUGAUAUUUUUAUUUAUUUAUUUUUUUAUGUUACCAAUGCACAUAAAGACUCUUUGGGUUUAAAGGGAUUGCUGUAUGUUUAGCUACUGGAUUGAACCUCUUUAAGCAUGUGUGGUAAUAGGUCAUAAUGAGGUCACAAGGUCAUUAAUAGUCAUUAAUCUAUUCCUCAUUUAACACGCUAUCUGGCUGAAUCCAUUUAAUUGCUGUUUUAUGUUGACUGCAUUUGUUACAUUAAUUCUUCAACAGGAGUGUGUCGAUUUACAUCUGCAUCAAGCUCUUUAAAAUGUACUGUCAAGAAAUGUCACUUUCAUAUUUCGGUUACAUAUUACAGUGGUUCUCAACUAGGGGUUCGGGACCCACUAGGGGGCCUCAGCACACUUCCAGGGGGGCCUCAAGAUCUCUUAGAAUUAUUUAAAAUAUGAUAGAUUAUUAUAAUUUUUAUAUAAUUAUUAUAAUUUAACUUACUGAAAAUGCUAAAAAUGUAAUAACUCUCUUCAACAGCUUGCUUUUUAUGAAGAAUAUACAGUUCUAGACAUUUCUGGAAUCACAAGUUUGAAGGAAAUGUCUUAUAAAUAUCUAAUAGCCUACAUGGGGGGGAUUUCGAAUAUUUUCUCCGACAAUGGGGGGGGCCUUGGAGUCAAAAAGGUUGAGAACCACUGACCUGAGGCCUAUUUAAAAUCAAUUGUCUUCCAAUUACAGUUAAUUAUUGCUACUAAUCAGGGAAACUCAUUAUUUUGUUUACCAUUCAAGUUAUUUAUUUGUAUAUUUACCUGUAUGUGCAUAGAUGUGCUUACAAUACGCUUUUUAUUCCAAGACCAUCAGCACCACUUAGAGAAGAAGAAUUGUGUUACUGUUUUUAGGGUACAUUUCAGUAUUUUUUCUCAUAAGAAAAAUAUAACAUUUUGCACAACAGCCAGGUACAAAAUUUUGCUUCUGUCUGACCUCCAAGUAAUAUCACUUUGAUCAAGGACCUACUAUCAAGUGCUUAAAGCUGUUCAUGUAGUGGUGUUAAUGUGAUUUAGUUUUUUUUUUAAUGCAGUUUUCCUUUUGUUUUUUAAAAGGAUUUUACAUGGACAUUUGUAGAGAGAUUUUUCUCUGGUGUGUGAUUAUAAAAUGUGCACUUUGAGGUUGAUUGGGGUGAAAGAAGAAACUGUUGGGAAACGGUUUCAAAUGGACAGAUCACAGACGUACAUAUGUACAGUCAUGUGAAAAAAUAAGUACACCCCAUGGAAAUUGUUGGCUGCUUUGACAUAUUUGGACAAGCAAACAUUUAUUAUUCUUUGGAACAGUGCCUAUUAAUAAAGUUGAUGUACUUGAGCAAACCACAAGGAAAAUUAGCUUUUUCAAUGAUUUAUUAAACAAAAAUAUCAGUAGAUGUGAUAUUCUUCUGUGGAAAAAUGAAGUACACCCUUGGCCUCAUAAGCUAGUAUUGCCCCCUUUGGCAGAAAUAACUCCUUGUAGGCGUUUUGCAUAAUUGUCCACCAGUCUCUGACACCAGCUUGCUGAAAUUUUCGACCACUCUUCCUUGCUAAAUUCUUUCAGCUGCAAGAUGUUUGUGGGUUUUCUUGCAUGUACUUUCAAACUCCCCCCACAACAUUUCAAUGGGAUUCAAAUCUGGGCUUUGACUACACCAUUCCAUAACCCUCCAUUUCUUUUUUUCUAGCCAUUCCUUGGUGGAUUUGCUACUGUGUUUAGGAUCAUUAUCGUGUUGAAAGGUCCACUUCCAGUUCAACUUCAACUUUCGGACAGCCUCACAUUAUCUUCAAGCACUCUUUGAUAUGAUGCAGAAUUCAUAGUUGAAUCCACAACUACAAGCUGUCCAGUCUCUCAGGCAGCGAAGCAACCCCAAAUCCCAACCCCAAAUCCAGCAUUCCCACCACCGUGCUUCACAGUUGUAUGAGGUUCUUCUCCUGAAAAGCUUGGUCUGGGCCAAACGUGUACUUGUACUGUGGCCAAACAACUCUAUCUUUGAUUUGUCUGUCCAGAGCACAUUAUUCCAAAAGGCCUGGUCUUUGCCUAAACGUUCACUGUCAAACUUUGUUUGAAAUCUACACCACUUUUAGAUGCUUUUCGUUACAGUGGAAUGAUUUAUUUCAAAUAAUUUGGAGAUCUUUUUAAAUCUCUGGCCAGACACAUAGUCAUCCACAACCUUUUUUUCUGAAAGCCUUACAGAACUCUUUAGAUCUUGUCAUGUUGACACCACAAACCUCACUAGCAAAGAGAACACCAGACACUAGAUGUGAGAGGUUUAAUUAAGACAGGUUCCUCCUGCACUACCUAAGGAGGUUCUAAUCAUUGGCGCCCAAUUUUGAACACCUGGUUCUAAUUUUAUGGAUCUGAAGAUGUGAUAAAUGUAGGGGUGUACAUACUUUUUCCAUCUGACUGAUCUUACUUUUAUUAUUAUUAUUAUUUAAAUUAUGAAAAUGUCUUCAAAAUGUCAAUUUUAUGGGUCAUUUAAGUAUAUCAACUUUAUUAAUAGGCACUGUUUCAAAGAGGACCAAAUAUUUGCUUGUCCAAAUAUGUCAAAAAAGCCAACAAAUUCCAUGGGGUGUACUUAUUUUUUCACAUGACUGUAUGAACCUGAAUCCCUGCAAUGAUUUUCUGCAAACUGGAAUGAAGUUGGUUUAAAAUUCCAAAGACCACAGACCACAUAUCACCACUGUUUGAAUAUGAUGAUAAUUCAGUUGCAUAUGACAUACAACUGACAUGUACCUCUGUACACGGAACCCUGUGAAACCUGGUAAAACAAUAUAAAUAUCACCAAUGUC
Molecule: messenger RNA, 6560 nt
Organism: Myxocyprinus asiaticus (Chinese sucker)
Lineage: Eukaryota; Metazoa; Chordata; Actinopteri; Cypriniformes; Catostomidae
Product: rap guanine nucleotide exchange factor 1-like
Exons: 25
Coding region: 148-3393 (1081 amino acids)
Biological process (GO): Ras protein signal transduction; positive regulation of GTPase activity
Cellular component (GO): plasma membrane
Molecular function (GO): guanyl-nucleotide exchange factor activity
Source: RefSeq, a predicted model, not a curated record